Molecule: messenger RNA, 24816 nt
Organism: Gadus macrocephalus (Pacific cod)
Lineage: Eukaryota; Metazoa; Chordata; Actinopteri; Gadiformes; Gadidae
Gene: dst
Product: dystonin
Biological process (GO): hemidesmosome assembly; intermediate filament cytoskeleton organization; wound healing
Cellular component (GO): hemidesmosome; membrane; cytoplasm
Molecular function (GO): microtubule binding; structural molecule activity; calcium ion binding
Source: RefSeq, a predicted model, not a curated record
UAGCGGAUUACUAGGAUGAUUGCGGCGGCGUUUUUGGUCCUUUUGAGACCCUACAGCAUACAAUGUGUGCUGUUAUUAUUGCUGCUUUUGCUCGGAACUAUUGCGACAAUCUUAUUUUUGUGUUGCUGGCAUCGCAAGCUUCGCGAUGGAGAGCAUCCAAUAAAAUCGGUGCUCUCUGGACGCUCGAGGAGCCGCGUUGGCCUCCGAGCACAUCAUUUUCGGUCAGAGGUCUGUAGGCACAGUCCACGCCACGGCAGAAGGAGCGUGCGCGCUCGAGUGCAGGAGGAAAAGCCGAGUCUGGUCGAAGUUCCCGAGAGCGAAUCCGAAACCUCUCUGAGGAAACGCAAAGUAAAGAAGCGAGUACAGCCGGAAUUUUAUCAGUCUAUACAGGUCACCCCCACACGUAAAGCUAGCUCCAGCUCGGGGAACCCGUCCCUUCACUGUUCCAUGUCUUCCUCGAUCGACGUCUCCGACGAAGAGGAAUACAGCGUGAAAUCUGGCUCUGCGUCCCCGGCUCCGGGAGACACGUUACCCUGGAACCUCCCCAGACAUGAGCGCUCGAAGCGGAAGAUCCAGGGAGGGUCCAUACUGGAUCCAGCCGAAAGAGCGGUCCUCCGGAUCGCAGAUGAAAGAGACAGAGUGCAGAAAAAGACAUUUACCAAAUGGAUAAACCAGCAUCUUUUCAAGGUCCGGAAGCAUAUCAAUGACCUGUACGAGGACCUGAGAGAUGGACAUAACCUGAUCUCCCUGCUGGAAGUCCUGUCUGGAGACACACUGCCUCGGGAGAAGGGACGAAUGCGCUUCCACAGAUUACAAAAUGUACAAAUAGCCCUGGACUACUUAAAGAGACGGCAGGUCAAACUUGUAAAUAUAAGGAACGACGACAUCACAGAUGGAAACCCGAAGUUAACCCUGGGAUUAAUCUGGACCAUCAUUCUGCACUUUCAGAUCUCUGAGAUCCACGUGGCAGGCCAGUCCGAGGACAUGACGGCCAAGGAGAGGCUUCUGUUCUGGUCCAAGCAGAUGACGGACGGCUACGUGGGGGUCCGCUGCGACAACUUCACCACCUCCUGGAGGGACGGCCGGCUCUUCAACGCCAUCAUACACAAAUACAGGCCCGACCUGGUGGACAUGAGUCUGGUGUCGACCGAGUCCAACCGGUCCAAUCUGGAGCGGGCCUUCGAUGCGGCAGAGCAGCUGGGCGUGGCCAGGCUGCUGGACCCCGAGGAUGUUGACGUCCAGUCUCCGGAUGAGAAGUCUGUGAUAACGUACGUCUCCACGCUGUACGACUCCUUCCCCAAGGUCCCCGACGGUGGUGACGGUAUCAACGCUAACGACGUGGAUAUUAAGUGGGUGGAGUACCAGAACAUGAUCAAGUACCUCAGCCAGUGGAUCAAACACAACGUGACUGUAAUGUCAGACAGAGCAUUCCCCAACAACCCUGUUGAACUCAAGGCACUUUAUACACAGUAUUUACAGUUUAAAGAACAUGAAAUCCCACUGAAGGAGAACGAGAAGACCAAAAUCAACCAUCUUUAUGAGAUGCUUGAGGUGUGGAUCGAGUUUGGCCGUAUCCAGCUUCCCGCCGGCCACCACCCCAACGACAUAGAGAAGGAAUGGGGCAAGCUGAUCGUAGCCAUGUUGGAGCGGGAGAAGAGCCUCCGACCGGAGGUGGAGAGGCUUGAGAUGCUGCAACAGAUCGCCAACCGGGUGCAGCGAGACUGUGUGAACGGCGAAGACAAGCUGUCGCUGGCCAGGACCGCCCUGCAGUCUGACGCGAAACGCCUGGAGGCAGGCAUCCAGUUCCAGAACGAGGCUGAGAUCGCCGGCUACCUCCUGGAGUGUGAGAACACGCUCCGACAACAAGUGAUGGACAUCCAAAUGCUCCUGGACGGGAAGUUCCCCUUCGCCGAUCAACUCGUCCAGAGGGUGUCCAAACUACGGGACGACCUGCUCUCCCUGAGGACCGAGUGCUCGUCCGUGUACAACCAGGGCCGCACGCUGACCGCCGAGCAGACGAAGCGGAUGAUCUCGGGCAUCAGCAACAGCCUCAACUUCGCCCAGAGCGCGAACCCGGCCCUCAGCCCGGCCCUCAGCCCGGGCGGAGCCGCCGGAGCCGGGUCCACCUUCACCUCCUCCGGCCUCGGCCCCGCCCUGACCCCCGGGCUGCAGCCGCAGUCCAUGGGGGGCGACGGCGGCAUGGAGCCCAUGUCCCUCCAGCAUCUGAAACACGCGCAGAUCCUCAAGCCCCUGGUUAAGCCGUCGCUGCUGGACACCGACAUGACGGAGGGAGAGGCCAACAUGAACUUUGUGCAGGACCUUCUGGAUUGGGUGGAGGAGAUGCAGGUACAAGUGGACCGCGGGGAGUGGGGCACGGAUCUGCCGAGUGUGGAAACGCAAAUAGACGAUUUCAAAAGCGUGCAUCAAGCCAUCGAAGAAUUCCAGACGAGUCUGAAGGAAGCCAAGCACAGCGAGUUCCAGGUGACCGUUCCCCUCAAACACCGAUAUUCAGAAAAACUGAGCGACUUAGAGAGCAAUUACGAGAAACUACUGAACUGCUCGAGGAAGAGACAGAGCAACCUGGAGAAGCUGCACGACUUUGUGUCGCGGGCCACCCAGGAGCUCAUCUGGCUGAACGAGAAGGAGGAGGAGGAGGUGGCCUUCGACUGGAGCGACCGGAACAGCAACAUAAACAACAAACGGGACUACCACGCCGACCUGAUGAGGGAGCUGGAGGAGAAGGAGGAGGCCAUGAAGUCGGUGCAGGACAAGGCGGAGAGCCUGAUGCUGGAGCAGCACCCGGCUAGGCCCACGAUUGAGGCCUACCGGGCGGCCAUGCAGACCCAGUGGAACUGGAUCCUUCAGCUCUGCUCCUGUGUGGAACAGCACCUCAAGGAGAACGUCGUCUACUUCGAGUUCUUCGGUGAGGCCAAGGAGUCCCUGGACCGCCUGAAGAACCUACAGGACGCCAUCCACAGGAAGUACGGCUGUGACCGUACCAGCAGCCUGCACAAGCUGGAGGACCUGGUCCAGGAGUCCAUGGAGGAGAAGGAGCAGCUGCUGCAGUACUCGACCACGGUGGCCGGUCUGGUGGGCCGCGCCAAAACCAUCGUCCAGCUCCGCCCGCGCAACCCUGACAGCCCCGUCCGGAGCUCCAUCCCCGUCAAGGCCAUCUGCGACUACCGCCAGAUCGAGAUCACCAUCUUUAAGGACGACGAGUGCGUCCUGGCCAGUAACUCUCACCGGGCCAAGUGGAAGGUGAUCAACCCGGGGGGCAACGAGGCCAUGGUGCCCUCGGUGUGCUUCACUGUGCCGCCCCCCAACAAGGAGGCCUUGGAGAUGGCCAGCAGGAUCGAGCAGACGUACCAGAACGUUCUGUCCCUGUGGCACCACUCCCACGUCAACAUGAAGAGCGUGGUGUCUUGGCACUACCUCAUGGCCGACAUACGCGCCAUCCGCAACUGGAACGUGGCUUCGGUGAAGACCCUGUUGUCGGGGGCCCACCAGCAGGAGGUGCUCAGCCACCUGGACUCCCACUUCGAGGAGUUCCUGGCGGACAGCGAGGAGUCGGAGGUGUUCACGGUGGCGGACCGCGCCCACUCGGAGCGCGAGGUGGAGGCCUGCAAGCAGUACUACGAGGAGCUGCUCCGCUCGGCUGAGAGAGAGGAGCACGAGGAGUCCCAGUACAACCACUACAUCUCGGAGGUGCGGAACUUCCGCAUGCACCUGGAGGCUCACGAGGAGCACCUGAUCCGCAAGAUCAGAACGCCCCUGGACCGGGACGACCUGGAGCAGAGCCAGCUGCGCAUCAGCGAGCAGGAGAAGAAGAUGAGUGAGCUGGACCAGCUGAAGGGGGACCUGGAGGUGAUGAAGGAGAAGUGCGAGGUGUUCCUCAAGCAGGCGUCUACCUUCCCCUCGCUGCCCACGCUGUCCUCUGAGCUGCUGGUCCUGGUGCAGAACAUGGGCCAGGUCUACUCCAUGUCCUCCAUCUUCAUGGACAAACUGAAGACGGUGAGCUUGGUGGUGGAGAACAGCCAGAGAGCCGACGCCCUGGUCAAGGUCUUCGAGUCCAAACUAUACGAGGAGGACGCGGUCAACUGUGACCUCAAAUCCAUCGAGACGGUCAUCAGCACACUCAAGCAUUGGCGGUCAGAGAUGGACGAGCAGCAGGAGGUGUUCCACGACAUGGAGGACGAGCUGAAGAAGGCGCGCAGCAUCAGCGAGCGCAUGUUCAAGGUCCACAACGAGCGGGACUUUGACCUGGACUGGCACCGUGAGAAGGCCGACCAGCUCAGCGAGAGAUGGCACAGCGUUCACUCCCAGAUCGACAACAGGCUUCGGGAGCUUGAAAGUAUCAGCAAGUCUCUGAAAUACUACAAAGACUCGUUCAGCAGUUUGGACGAGUGGGUCAAAGACAUGGAGGCCGCCCAGCUUAAAGCCCAGGAGAACCAACCUGAAGACAGCAAGGCUCUGGCUGAGCUGCUCAACACUCAGAAGGUUCUGGUUGCGGAAAUUGAGCAAAAACAGAGCAGGAUAACAGAAUGCCAGAAGCACUCGGAGCAGUACUCCUCUGCUGUCAAAGAUUACGAGCUUCAGCUGAUGACCUACAGAGCCAUGGUGGACUCCCAGCAUAAAUCGCCUCUGAAGAAACGCAGGAUGCAGAACUCCUCAGACGCCAUCCAGCAGGAGUUCAUGGAUCUGCGAACGCGCUACACCGCCCUGGUCACGCUCAUGACCCAGUGUGUGAAGUUCGCCAGCGAGACGCUGAGACGGGCCGAGGAGGAGGAGAGAUCGGCUGAUGAGGAGAAGAAGGAACAUGGGGAUAAAGUUAGCAAUCUGUUGCACUGGAUGUCCGAUGUGAAAAAGGGCCUGAGCAAUGACGGCAAAGAUAUGACCGAUGGUAACGCAAACACAGAAGCCUCUAAUAAGCCCAAGGUUUCCAUUGAGGAGAUGGUCACCAAAAAGGAACAAAUCGCAGAAGCCCUGAGGGCAACUCAAAUGAUGUUGAAUAAACAUAGUGACAAAAUGUCGGAGGAGGAGAGGCAGAAAGCCCAGGAACAGCUGAUGGCUCUCAGCCAGGCCUACUGCGACCUAUCCCAGCAGUGUGCAGAUCAGAUGCCCUCCACAGACCAGGAUUUUGACGUUGAAACCUGGGACGAGUUCACUGCUCAGAAUGGUCGAAAUGAUCAGGGGGAAAUCGAUUUCCUGCUGGCCUGUCCUCUAAACUCUGGUCUCUAUGGUUCUGAUCUAGAGGUGUGUCCGGAGAUAAACCGUGCCCUGAAACAGGACGCUAGGUAUGACACCCCCCCCCACCAAAGCCCUGAUCUGAACAACGAAGGCAAGUCUACCCAGAGUCCUCCACCUCCCUCCGCCGUACCCCUGACAGCACAACCCACACUCAGGGAGGGCGGAGGGAAGGGAUCAGAGCAGCUGCUCAUUAACAGGACAGGCUACCGGCACGUAGGAGACGAGUUGAACAUGUGCUGUACUGGUGGUGACGCGGUGACCGUAGAGAGGACUUAUCGGUCAAGCUUGUUCCCCGCUACUGUCGAUGCAAACGUUCUAGAGAACCCACGACUGCAAAGGCCUGAGGAGAGUAGUGCAGGGUACGGGGAAAGGGGGGUCGAGGGUUCACAUUCAUCAUUCACACCGGAGCACAUUAAGAUGCUGUUUGCGGACGGAAAUACCUCGCCAAAAUUGCUUAUAGGACAGGGUGUGGGGCAGAGGCAGCAGACAGACGUUGGGCUCCUAGAUGAGGAGGGAAUGACAGCGGAUGAAGCUGUCCAGUGUGAUUUGAUGAGACAUAGUACUACACUCAUUGUGCUGGAUAAACAGAAGGGUUUUACAGGACUUUUAAUUCCUAGCUCAGAUGAAAUCACCAUUGUGUCCUCCUGGUCCGAGCACCGACAACUUGACAGUGACUACAGCAGCACGCUGCUCAGAGAUCGGCCAAAGAUAGCAGCUUUUUACAUACCAGAAAACGAUGAAGUGGUAGACAUUGAUUCCGCCACUAAAUUGGGUUUCAUUGACCAUCACACAGCAGAGUUGUUGAAAUCUAUAGAGUUUCCAGCAGCAUUGCCGGAUAUUGAACAGCUCAACGCAAAAUUUUCCUCCUGGCUCAUGCUAAGGGAACUCACACUCGAUGGAUGCAAUCGUGCCUCAGGCGAUCUAGAGUCAAGCAUCGGACAUCCAGGGACUCCAUCUCCUUCAGAGAUGAGGCAGUUGCUCACCUCAUAUCUCAUGAUGAACAGUUACCUGGACACAAAGUCAGAGCAAAGGCUGUUGGUUCUCGAUAGACGCUUGACAAACAUGGUUCAGCAUUUAGUUGAAGACUUAGCCUUAAGUGAAUCACAAGAACCCAUGUGUUCCUCUCAUGAUUCUGAUGUUUAUGACGUUUCAGGGCAGGGAGGUUACGAGACGGACAGAGAGAACUAUACAGAGCCAGGGGCGUCGCUACACAUUGAUGAGGAGGACACAAGUGAUCUAUCGAGAAACAUGCUUACAUUUGAGUCACAUGCUACAGUCACCUUGGGAAGCGUUGGUAUCUUUGACCAAGCACAAUUCAGUCAUGCUGAGGGAGCUGAAUAUAAUGCAUAUGAGAACACUUUUUGUGUUUCGAUAGAAUCCGGUUCAUUUGAUAAGGACAACGAUUACACACAUUCUAGUGCAUUUGAUAUGAGGUUAGACGAAACCCAAUUAACACACAUGGAGGUCACCGAAUAUAAUGCUGACGACAACACAGUGUGUGUUUCUACAGAAUACAUUUCAUAUGAUGAGGACAGAGAUUACACACAUUCUACAGAAUUUGAUAUGAGCUUAGAUGAAACACAGUUAACACAUGUGGAGGUCGCUGAAUAUAGUGCGGACGACAACACAGUGUGUAUUUCUACACAAUACAUUUCAUUCGAAAAGAGCAUCGAUAAUACACAUUCCACUGAAUUUGAAGGUGUAAAUACGCAAUAUAAUUUGGGCACUGAACAAGAAAGAAAUAACUAUGAAGGGUUUAAUAUUCCAAUGCUUUCUGAGUCUUCCAACUUCCCCACUUCAUGUUCAGGGAAUGUCCUGACUUCUCAUUUACUGUCAAUCGAAAAUAACUCAAAAAGUUAUUCAGCUGCUCUAAAUUCAUCUGAUGAAACACAGUCUGACCUCAAUCCUAACUCACUGUGUAUCAGGUCAGGACACACAACUGAUAUAAGCACAGAACCCUCAUGCUUCCAACAAGUGCCAGAAAACACACUGACAGUGACACACGAGAAUACCUGUGCUCUUGAAAAAGCCCAAAUAGAGCAAGGGGACCUAUUAUCACAUACCACAUCUGUGGAUAAUCAUAGCCCAGAGAGACCUGUGUUUAAUGAGCUAGCGUCUGGCUCACUUGUUCUGCAGCUGUCUGGAGAGGAGCAGAGAGCAGACGAGAAAGGCCCAUUGUCAGUCCUCAAACAAUCAGUGCCAAGUGGCUCAGAGUCCUCUUAUGAUGCCUUGCAUAUUAAUGACCCACCGAGCCUUCUGGGUAGUGGGUGUGAUACAAACUCCAAUUGCCUGGUCACCAUGGGCGGCAAUUUGGCUUUCAAGGAUGUCAGUGAGCGAGUAACUGCGGUCGUGCCUCCCUCGGACCCGACGCCCAGAGCUAUCAUUAACCCUGAGGAAAGUGUCAGUGAUUUCACAUGCAUUCAGCGAAUCCCAGGGCUCAUCAGUGGGCGUGAUGAGGAGAGCUCCUUGCAGCACUUCACUGAGAGCAAGGUGGCUGUGAUGAUGCUUGAUGUCCCUGAUGAGCAGAUCGAUGGGAUGGGUUUAGAGGGUAGAAGUGAACGUGCAGAAUGGAAGUCAGUAGGGAAGGCAGGAGAAAUAAGCCAUCCUCCACAUCCUGUGCUCUCCUCAUUCAUUAGUCACGGGCCUGCUGGCACUCAGAUGAGCUCAUCCGUCUCCUGGAAUCAGGUUACAGAAGCCAGUUCGUUUCCUCACACUGACGGAGCGCUUUCACCCAGGGCAGAUUUGGGCAGGCAGGAAAUGAUCCAUAGCCAGCUCACGCAUACGAUCAAUCAAUAUGAAACCGCAAGCCAAAAUCAUGCUCAACCAACCCUGUCCCCGGUGCCUGAUCAGACCGACAGAGCCUUUGACUGCAGCAUUGAGUCACCGCUGGCACAUGAAUAUACGACUCUGGCCAACCUGUGUUGUGAAGGUGAUGGCUCACCUGUCGAUAGAGACUUUCUGACAGACAAGGGCUGUUACGGCCUUCCUGGCAAUCCUACCGUCAGCCCUGUUCAGAGUGACUCGGGCAUGUCCUCAUCGCACAGCGAUGUGUUGUCCGAGGAGAGUAAAAUGGAAAAUGUGUCUGUGAGCCUCGCUCAGUCAUCUUUGAUUAGUGAGCACAGUCAGGCUAGGGAUGACUCAUUGCCCAGGGAUGUGUUUGGAAGUGCAGUUAGCUCAUGCACUGCGUCCAGGGGAGAUGAUGAGAGGGAGAUCACAGGAGCCAGCCAUGAAAUUACAUAUCCUGAACAGCCGUUCGGUUCAGAAGGGAAUUGUCCUGUUGAAAUGAAGCCCGCGUCUGCUGUAAUGCAGGCUGGCAUAGGUGAUACAGGAUGCAUUCAAGCAGGUGCCGAUUCUAACAACAGGUUGGAGUCGGAUUUCAUUGCUGCAGAUGUAGUCGAAUUUGGCAGGGAUAUUGGCAGUACAAUUUCCUUAGAGGAACAGCACGGCCAAAGUUUGACCAUGACUAAUGAUGGCAUGCCGGUCUGUUUGUCUACUGAUCCAGUUACCAUAGAAACACAUAUGAUUGGACUCAGCGACACGACAAUGAAAAUAGACUGCUGUUCAAACAAAACCAUAAGUGCAGACAUCCACUCUGACCGUCUCCCUAAUGAUAAGCAAACAGGUUCACAAACGGUCAUUUUAGCAGAUGGAAAUAGAGGCGGCGAUUAUACUUUUGCACAGAGUCCCACUUCAUUUUCUGGUGGUUUAUCAGACUCGCCUGCCUUCUCAGACGAAGCUUAUCUUUCUGAUGUUGUGAGGCGUAUUCAUGACAAGCAAGAGGCCUUGGGUGUAGAGGAGGUCCACUUAGAUCCCUUACCUGACAGCACACGGCCUGCUGAAGGUGGUACAGAUGAUGUAACUGCUGAAGCCUUGCUAAAGACUAACACACAGAUUGAUGGGCAGUGUACGCAGCAGGCUAACGUAGACAAAGUGGCUGUUAAAGGGCUCAACAUAGAUGCCUUACAAAAGCCUGACACACAACAUGGAGGAGCAGAGGUAGAAGGGGUUAAAGUUGAUGUCUUGCAACAGACUUACACACAACAGGAUGAGAGGGGGGCUGAGCAAGUUAGGGUCAAUGCCUCAGAAGAACCCAACAUAGAGCAUGAAGGCGGGGGUGUAAACAGGUUAAACAUUGACAGGGGUGUAGAAGGGGAGAAUGCAGAUACCUUACAAGAACCUAACACAAACCAUGAGGAAAGGCGUGCAGAGGAGAUGCAUGACGACAAAGGGGCUAUAAUGAAUGGAGGUGCUUUACAGAAAGUCAACACGCAACAUGAUGAAGGGGAUACAGAGAGGUUUCAUGUUGAGGAGGGGGUUAUGGAAGAGGGAGGCCGAGAUGCACAGUGUAUUGAGGAUGUCAAUGUAGAUCUCUUAGAGAAACCUGACACAGAACGUGAAGCAGCAGGUGUGAAAGGGUGUAAUGUUGAAAUCUUGCAGGAGACUUACACACCACAUGUUGAAGGGGGUGCAGAAGGGGUUUAUGAAGGUGCCUUACAAGAACCCAAAAGUCAAUCUGGUCAAGGGGAUACAGAACAGGUCAACAUAUCUGAGGGGGCUAUUGACGGGGUUAACAUAGAUGUCUUACCGAAACCUGACCGACAACACCAAGAAGGGGGCAAAGAUAAGGCUGACAUGUCUAUAGACGUGACAGGCCUAGAUGGAAAGUGUAUUGAAGAGGUCACCAUUGAUGCCUUACUAAAGCCAAGCCCACAAAAAGGAGAAGUGGGGAUAGAUGGGGUCAAUCUAGAUGACUCGCAAGAGACUCACACAGGACAUGACGAUGGGCUUACUGAGCAGUUUAAGCAGGAUGCCAUACAAAAGCCCAACGCAUACUAUGAAGAAGGGGAUGUAAAAGGUGUUAACAGUGAUGGAGAGGGCAUUGAAGGGCAAGAGUUGAAUGUGGAAGUAGGAAAGAAAACAACACAACAUGUAGAAAGGGGUCUUAAUGCAGAGUCUAUUGAAGAGGUCCACUUAGAUACCUUAGAAGGUGGAGUCAAAGUUGAUAGGCAAGAGACUAGCACACUCCAAGAUGAAGGGGGUACAGUAGGGAUUAACAUAGAUGCCUUACAAAAGCCCAGGACACAACUUGUUGAAGGGGGUGUAAAAGAGGGUAACUGUUAUGAAGGGGGAAUCGAAACAGUUAACAUGGAUGAAAGGGCUGUUAAAGAGCUUAUUGUAGAGGCUUCGCUGAGGCCCAGCACACCAAUUGAAGAACGGGGUUCAGAGAUGGCUGACACACAACGUGUAAAUGGGGGUACAGAGGAGUCAGUGGUAGAUGACUUGCGGUACGCCACAACAGAAGAGGACAGAGGUAGUGUCACUGAGGACCAGGACACUAUGACACGGUGGUCAGACAUGGUGUUGACUACUGAAGACGAAGCCCUUGACAGCCUUCAAAGCAGUGGCCUAGAGCAUCUUGUAAAAUGGCGCGAUCAACUCGACCUCAGUGCAACCGCGCAGGACUUGGGAGACCUAGACAGUGAGACUGAAGAGGAACUCGGUGAGGCCUCUGACACGACCCAGCCUCUCGAUGUGGGAAGCCUCCAGUCCAAACUGCUCCAGGUUCUGCAGAACGUGCCGGAAAGCCAAGAUCAGUCCGUGCUCAAGGGAGUUAUAGAGAGCCUGGUUAUGGGCUCUGACUCCGAGGAAGAGAGAUGGCACACCCUGGAUAGCAUCAAGGAAGAGAGCUCAGAGGAGGAGGAGGAUGGGGAGAGGAUGGAUACCAGUGAAGACCCAAGUCUCCGUCUCAGUACUGAGCUCUGCCAUCCACUGCCUGCCCAGACCUGUUCUGAAGUCCCCUUCGAUGGGGAAGACAAGCAGAACAAUUUGCCCUGCUGCACUCAGGAGUACCUGGAGUGCGUGGGAGGACUGCAGGACCACGCAGACUUUUUAGAUGAUGUCAAAAAUGAACUUUUAUCCCAGUGCUCCUUCAGCAGCAACAUGGAGGAGUUGCAGGACCAGCUCGGAGAUGUGCAGACGAUGAUGUGCAACCUGGCUAAAUUAGAAGUUGUACUCAUGGCGGACUUGGAGAAAGCAAAGGAGCUGUUGGGUUCUGUCGAUGGCUACAUGCCCACACAGGUCCGACAGGACUUGGCUUCAUCGCUGAAACAUCUCGGGACCGACUUUACUGCCAUUUCUCAAAUGUGCACAAUCAAAAGUCAAGCUUUAACUCAGGCAAUCGAAUCUGGAAAGUUACAUUUGGAUGGGAUAUACCAGAAACAUCUCAGUAAGUUGGAUAAGCUAAGCGGCUGCCUUCAAGACAACUCUGAGACGUGCGACGCUGGUUUGCUCAACACGCACGAUGUGGAGACGCUGAAACAAAAACUCCAGCAGAACAAGGAAAUGGAAAGCAACUUGCAACAGGGAGUGCGUCUCGUGUUGGAGGACGUGGCCUUCGACGUCCAGUCGUUUGUCUCAGAGAACACCGAGUUCUUGAGCUCGGCUCAGAGCAAACACAUCCUCAAGCUGCUGAGCACCACUCAGCGAGCGUUCAGGGAACAGACGGAGACAGUGGCCGCCCAGAGACAGGCCCUGGAAGACCUGCUGGAGGCCAGGGAGAGAGACACGCAGCAGCAGGUCGUCACAGAGAAACAGAAGGAGUUUGCAAGCAAGUUAGACGAGCUCUGCGACAGCCUCACCCUCACCGAGAACCGUCUGAUGGGCCACCAGCACGAGGCCGGACACGCGGACAGCGUUAGCGACCUGCAGCAGUAUCAGCAGGAGCACCAGGCCCUGCAGAAGGACGUGCUGACCAACGCCGGGGCCUUGAACGACGUCAUCAGCAGCACCAAGAAGUUCCUGGAGGAGAACCGGGCCAAGAUGAGCCCGGAGCAAGUGGCCGCGGUGGAGAAGAAGCUGGAGGAGGCCAAGAGCAAGGCCAAGCUCAUCAACCAACGGGCCGAGGAGUCCAGGAAAGACCUGGAGAAGGUGGUGACGACGGCCAUCAAGCAGGAGAGCGAGAAGACGGCGGCAGUGGAACAGCUCGAAGAGAGCAAGAACAAGAUCGAGGGACUGCUGGGCUGGAUCUCUAACAUCGGGAACGAGACGGAGGCCGGAACGGGGUCCCCCGGCGACGUGAGCAAGGAGAACGGGAACCUCCCCGAGGAGACGUCCGCGGCAGGGGCGCCGGGAGAGGACGAGGAGAAGGAGGACGACGCCAAUGGCAACGGCCCAGAUACCGCUGAGACCGACUCAGUGAGCCGGACCAAUGAGAAGAACGCCUCACUGGAUAUCGACAAGCAGUAUGACCGUGUCAAGGCGCGGCACCAGGAGAUCCUGUCCCAGCAGCAGGAGCUGAUCGUGGCCACGCAGUCGGCUCAGGCGCUGCUGGACAAGCAGGCCCAGGUGCUGGCCCCGGAGGAGCAGGAGAAGCUGCAGCGGGACGUCCAGGAGCUGCGGGCCCGCUACGACGCCUCCCUCACCCGGGCCGAGCAGCAGAUGAAGCAGGUGCAGAGCGUCCAGGAGGAGCUCGGGAAGUUCCAGGGCGACAGCGUGGAGUUCGAGGCGUGGCUGGACCAGGCGGAGGCGGAGAUGGAGGAGCUGUGCGCUCCGGGCGACGGCCUGGACGUCCUCGCCCAGAAGCUCCAGCGGCAGAAGAGCUUCUCGGAGGACGUGAUCUCCCACAAGGGGGACCUCCGCUUCAUCACCAUCUCGGGGCAGAAGGUUCUGGACGUGGCCAAGGCCUGUGGCUCGGCGGAUGCCAUGGAUAAGGGCUCCCAGCUCGCGGUGGAUACCUCCGGGUCCUGCGCUUCAGUCAAGGAGAAGCUGGACUCUGCAGCCGGCCGCUACAAAGCAUUAUAUACUCAGUGCAACAGUUUGGCCAGCAACCUGAAGGACGUGGUGGACAAGUACACCAAGUAUGAAGACUCAUCUGCCGAGCUGGUGAAGUGGCUCAACAGCUCAGAGGAGGAGGCCAGAAGACAGCAGUCUGAGGCCAUCGCUGCCGACCCCCAGACACUGCAGAUACAACUGGAAGACACCAAGUCACUGCAGGGACAGAUGACGGGCCGUCAGACCGCGGUCGAAACACUCCGCAAAACGUCCGACUCUCUGAUCUCGUGCGAGGGCGACCUCCUCAGCCACCCGGAGGCCAUCCAGGAGAUCGUGGAUGACAUCGCUGAGCGCUACGACAACCUGUCCAAGUCGGUGAGCGACCGCAACGAGAAGCUGCAGAUCACGCUGACCCGGUCCAUGAGCGUGCAGGACGGCCUGGACGAGAUGAUGGGCUGGAUGCAGGGGCUGGAGGACAGCGUCAGGGAGAAGGGGCCCGUCCCGCUGGACUCCCCGGCCUUGGGGACCCUCCUCAGCAAAGAGGCAGCGCUGGGCCAGGACAUCGCCAGCCGCCAGAGCAGCAUCUCCGCCAUCAAGGCCAAGGUGGAGAAGUUCGCAGAGACGGCCGACGCUAGUGCCGCGGCUCCGCUGCAGUCCAAGAUGGAGUCUCUCUCCCGCCGCCUCGCCGACACCUGCGACUCCCACAACCUCAAGGUGUCGGGCCUGGAGGAGGUGAAGGACAAGGUGGAGCGCUUCGAGAAGACGGCCGAGGAGGUGCAGCAGUUUGUGCAGAAGCGGUCGCAGGAGCUGCGCGAGACGGACGGCCCGGGGAAGAGCUUCAAGGAGCUGUCGCAGCUCGUGAAGGACACCACGGCUGAGAUGGCCGAACACAGCAAGGACCUGGACGUGCUGAAGAGCCUGUCCAAGGAGCUCUGCCCCAUCAACCCCGAGGCGAGCAAGGCCCAGAUCCAGGGCCGGCUGGACAGCCUCGCCAGCGACUACAGCUCCCUGAAGGACAUCGUGAAGGAGAAGGAAGAGGAGGUGUCCUCCUGCCAGGACCAGCUGGCAGCGUUCCGGACCGCGGCGGGGGCUCUAACCUCCUGGCUGGAGGAGUCGGACCGGAAGGUUCCGACCCUGCAGCCCGGCAGCGGCGGGACACAGAGCCUGGAGAAGGACCUGCUCAGCCUCAACGGCUUACUGGAGGAAUGGACGGCCAAAGGCCCCGCAGUGCAGGAACUAAACAGCCGAGGGGCCGCCCUGUGCACACACAUCAGCGCCCUCACAUCCCCGGCCAAGAAAAACGGGGCCAAUAAGUCAGCUGUUACUAACGGUGGUGGUCCGGCCGGGAGUCAUGCCUACCUUACCAAUAAAGACCUCAUGGUGAUCCAGCAGAACAUGUCCUACGUCAGCGAGGGCUACACCACCCUCGGUGGCAGGCUGAACAGCUCAGCGGCCCAGCUCAGCGAGCUGCUGGAGGGGGUGAAGGAGACCCAGAAGGAGGCGGACCUCAUGGUGGCCUGGCUGGGGGACAUGAAGCACAAGGCGGCCUCCGGGAACUCUGAAGCCGGGGAGAAGGGCUCGGUGAAAGCGCAGCUGGAGCAGCAGAAGGAGUUUGAAGCCGACAUGAAGCAAAAGCAGGAGAAGCUCCAGCAGCUGAGACAGAAGCUCCUCCACCUGCUGGAGACCCACCCGGAUUCUCCCGAGGCGGCGACCUGGAAACAGAUGCUGGCAGAGAUAGACGCCGCCUGGGAUGAGGUCACUUCCUGCGCGGAGGAGAGGAAGCAGCACCUGGAGCACUCCAGCCGGAACCUGGAGGCCUUCCACACGGCGGAGCCCCAGCUGCGGCAGUGGCUCUCGGAGAAGGAGCUGAUGAUGACCGUGCUGGGACCGCUCUCCGUGGACCCCAACAUGCUCAAGAUGCAGAAGCAGCAAGUCCAGAUCCUCCAGAACGAGUUUGAGAGUCGUAAGCCCCAGUACGAGGAGCUCCACAAGGCCGCCACCGCCAUCCUGGACCCCACCUCCUCCACCUCCUCCACCUCCUCGUCCUCAGAGGUCCAGGCGGUCACGGAGCAGCUGGCGGGCGUCACCCAGAAGUGGGAGGACGUGACGGGCCAGCUGGGCAGCCGGGCGAGCCUCAUCGACCAGGCGGCGCUGAAGACGGGUCAGCUCCAGGAGCUCCUGAAGGGCCUGGGCGCGGCCAGCGGCCGGCUGGACGCCCAGCUCAGCGGGGAGCAGGGCCAGCAGCACAGCACCCAGCCCGACGCCGUGAAGAAGCAGCUGGAGCAGGUGCACUCCAUCUCAGCCCAGCUCCGGGAGGAGAGGCGGAGGCUGAAGGAGGCCGAGGCGGUGGCGGCCGAGCUCAGCGCCAUGGUGACGGAGGACUACCUGAAGGCCGACCUGGCCAGGCAGCUGGAGAGCGUCAGCAAGCCCUUCAAACAGCUGGAGGAGAAAGCAGCCAAGCGCGCCCAGCAGCUGGCCUCCACCUUCGACAGCUCCCAGCAGUUCCACCGCGCCUCGGAGGAGUUCCAGACCUGGCUGGACGAGAGGCUCCACGAGGAGGCCUCCCCGCGGGCCGUCUCGGCCCAGGUGGAGCCCCUCCAGCGCAGCCUGACGGAGCACGAGGCCCUGCGGCGGGCCCUGAGCGACCACGAGCGGCCCUACGCCACCAUCGCCGGCGAGGGCGAGGCGCUGCUGCAGGACACGGACGGCGCGGAGAAGCUGGCGCUGCAGGGCCAGCUCGCCACCCUCUGCUCCAACUGGGAGGAGGUGAAGAAGGGCUCGGCCGACCGCGGCGAGGCCCUGGCGACCGCGCUGCAGCGCGCCGUGAGGUACCGCGACCAGGCGGAGAAGCUGAGCGCCUGGGCGGAGGAGUGCGAGGCCAGCCGGGACCGCGUGCAGACGGCCGUGGACCCCGUGGCCCUGGAGAGCUCCCUCUCGCAGCUCAAAGCCCUGCAGAAGGACGUGGACAAGCACCGCGGGGCGGUGGAGCAGCUGAACGCGGCGGCGGACAGCCUGCUAGAGGCGGCCAACGCCGACACCGACGGCGUCAAGGAGGAGCGGGCGGCCCUCGGCGAGAGGGUGGACAAGCUGGCGGAGGGGCUGCAGAGCAAGAGGGAGUCGCUGGAGAAGACCUCGCAGACGCUGAAGGAGUUCAACGACACCCGGAAGGAGGCCAAGAGCCAGAUAGAGAGGGCCCAGAAGCAGGUGGAGGCCUACGAGUCGCUGGGGGCGCAGGCCCACAGCACCAAGACCCUGACCAACAUGAAGGCCCAGCAGAAGAGCCUGGAGGCCGUGCAGAGUCAGGUGGAGCAGCUGAAGAACCUGGCCAAGGACCUGGUGGUGGACGUCCCCGACGCCGACGGCGUGACGGACCUCCUGCUGCAGGCCGACGGCCUGGAGAAGGACUACGGCUCCCUGAACAAGAAGGUGGAGGAGACCUGCACCACGCUGGAGGGCAAGCUGCAGGGCAUCGGUCAGUUCCAGAACGACAUCCGGGAGAUGUACGGCGAGUUCACCGACCUGGACGACGAGCUGGACGGCAUGGAGCCCGUCGCCCUGGACCUGGCCGCCCUGAAGGACCAGCAGGAGGGCAUCCAGGGCUUCACCGCCAAGCUGCGGGAGGUGACGGCCAACACGGUCAACGCCGGGGAGAGCUGCAGGAAGAUGCUGGAGACGGAGUCGUCGCCGGAGCUCUUCGGCCUGAAGAGAGACGUGGACGCUCUCAGCAAGCAGUGCGGCAAACUGCUGGACCGGGCGAGGGGCCGGGAGGAGCAGGUCGCCGGGGCGCGCCGACAACUGGAGGAGCUCCACUCCAAGCUGCGGCGCAGCGGGGAGAAGCUGAGUCGCGCCGUGGCGACGGAAGAGGCCCAGGGCGUGGUCGCCGUGGAGACGGAGGUCAUCAACCAGCAGCUGGAGGCCUUUAAGGUGUUCGAGAAGGAGGAGAUCGAGCCUCUGCAGACGGAGCUCCAGGACAUCAGCUCCCUGGGCCAGGCCCUGAUCCAGAGCGCCGCCAAGGCCUCCAGCACUCAGGGUCUGGAGGACGAGCUGGACAGCAUCAACGCCAAGUGGAACACGCUCAACAAGAAGGUCGCCGAGCGGUCGGCCCAGCUCCACGAAGCCCUGCUGCAUUGUGGGAGAUUCCAGGACGCCCUGGAGUCGUUGCUCAGCUGGCUGACCGACACAGAGGAGCUGGUGUCCAAUCAGAAGGCUCCGUCCGCCGAGUUCAAAGUGGUCAAGGCGCAGAUCCAGGAACAGAAGCUCCUCCAGAGACUGCUGGACGACCGCAGGCCCACGGUGGAGCUGAUCAAGAAGGAAGGGGGCAAGGUGGCGGAGCUGGCAGAGUCUGUGGACCGGGACAAGGUGGCCAGGGAGAUGGAGGGCCUCGGGCAGAGGUGGGACACGCUGCUCAAGAAGGCUGAGAACAGACACAAGCAGCUAGAGAGCAUCCUGGUCGUCACACAGAAGUUCCACGAAACCCUGGAGCCGCUCUCUGAUUGGCUGCAGGCUACAGAGAAGCACCUGGCCAACUCUGAACCCAUUGGCACAGAGUCGUCCAAACUGGAGAAGCAGAUCUCCCAGCAAAAGGCCUUAGAGGAGGAGAUCCUCAGCCACAGCCGCGACCUGUGCCAGGCGCUCAGCCUGGGCCAGAUGCUGCGGGGCGCGGUGAGCUCGGUGGACGACGUGGACCUGGUGCAGGUGCGGCUGGACGCCACGCAGGCGUCCUACAUCGAGCUCCAGGAGCGCUGCCGCCGCCGCGCAGACACGCUGCGCCAGGCGCUGGCCAACGCCCGGCUGUUCGGCGAGGACGAGGUGGCGCUCAUGACCUGGCUGAGCGAGGCCCACGGCCGGCUCAGCGAGGCCGGCGUGCAAGACCCCCGGCCGGACGCGCUGGAUGGACAGCUGGCGGAGCAACGGGCUCUCCAGGAGGACAUUAAGCUGAGGCGGCAGAACGUAGACCAGGCCAUCGCCAACGGCAUGGAGCUGCUGAAACAGACCACCGGCGACGAGGUGGUCGCCAUCCAGGGCAAACUGGACGGGAUCAAGACCAAGUACGCUGAGAUCGACACCAUGAGCCGGGGCGUGUGUGACAACCUGCAGAGGGUGCUGGGCCUGUCCACCGAGCUGCAGAGCACCCACCAGGAGCUGGACUCCUGGCUGGGGGGGGUGGAGGCCGAGGUCAGCUCCUUCGCCGGCCUGAAGCCCGUCGGAGAGGAGCUCACCCAGGCCCAGGACAGACAGAAGGCCCUGCUGAAGGAGGCCAAGGAACGGAAGCCCCUGGUGGACAAACUGAACGAGCUGAGCGGCUCGCUGCUCGACCUGGUUCCCUGGCACGCCCGCGAGGGCCUCGACAAGCUGGUCACCGCCGGCAACGGCCGCUACCGGGCCCUCAGCGACGCCGUCACCCAGCACGUGGACCGGAUCAACGCCGACAUGCUCAAGUCCCAGCAGUUCGGAGAGGCGGCGGACGCUGAGCUGGCCUGGCUCAGCGAGGCCCAGGACCGGCUGCAGUCCAUGGGGGAGAUCCGGCUGGAGCAGGAUCAGACCCUCGCCCAGCUCCAGGCUCAGAAGGUGUUCUCCAUGGACAUCAUGAGGCACAAAGACAGUGUGGACGAGCUGGUGAAUACGGGCAAGGCCAUCAUGGACAGCAAGAACCCCGAGGAGAAGGAAGUCCUCCAGGCGAAGAGUCGGGCACUGGUGGAGAGGUACGCGGCGGUCAGCCAGCUGAACUCGGAGCGCUGUCUGCAGCUGGAGCGCGCCCAGUCCCUGGCCGGCCAGUUCUGGGAGACCUACGAGGAGCUGUGCCCCUGGCUCCAGGACACCCUGGCCGCCUUCAGCCAGCUGCACCUCCCCGCCAUCGAGUACGAGACCCUGAGGCGGCAGCAGGAGGAGCUGAGGCAAAUGAGAGAGCUGAUCGCCGAGCACAAGCCCCACAUCGACAAGAUGAACAAGACGGGACCCCAGCUGCUGGAGCUCAGCCCCCUGGAGGGGGAGCCCAUCAGGGAGAAGUACACGUCCACCGACCGGCUGUACGCCAAGCUGAAGGCCGACGUCACGCAGAGAGCCGCCACCCUGGACGAGGCCAUCUCCAAGUCCACUCAGUUCCACGACAAGAUCGACCCGAUGCUGGAGUCCCUGGAGCGGAUGUCGGAGAGGCUGCGCCAGCCCCCCUCCAUCUCGGUGGAGGUGGAGAAGAUCCGCGAGCAGCUGACGGAGAACAAGGCGGGGUCCAUGGACCUGGAGAAGCUGCAGCCGUCCUACGAGAUGCUGAGGCAGCGCGGCGAGGAGAUGAUCGCCCGAUCGGAAGGCGCUGACAAGGACCUCUCCGCCAAAGCGGUCCAAGACAAGCUGGACCAGAUGGUGUUCCUGUGGCAGGACAUCCAGGCCCUGCAGGAGGAGCGCGAGGCCAAGCUGCUGGACGUGAUGGACCUGGCCGACAAGUUCUGGUGCGAGCACUGUGCCCUCCUCAUCACCACCAAGGACAGCCAGGACCUGCUGAAGGAGCUGGAGGAGCCAGGGGUGGACCCCUCCGUGGUCAAGCAGCAGCUGGAGUUUGUGGAGGGAUUCAAGGAGGAGAUCGACGGCCUUCAAGAGGAGCUGGAAGUGGUCCAGAACCUCGGCACAGAACUCAUGACCGCCUGCGGAGAACCGGACAAACCCAUCAUGAAGAAAAGCCUCGAUGAGGUCAACUUGGCCUGGGAGAACCUGGAUAAGACCUGGAAGGAGAGGGUGGAGAGGUUGGAGGAGGCCAUGCAGGCCGCAGUGCAGUUCCAGGAUGGCCUACAGGGCAUGUUCGACUGGGUGGACAUCCUGGAGAGCAAGCUGGACUCCAUGCCCCCCGUGGGCACCGACGUGGACACGGUGAAGCAGCAGCUCGCCGACCUCAAGGAGUACAAGGGGGAGGCGUACCAGCUGCAGAUCGAGCUGGAGCGCCUGAACCACGCGGCGGGCCUGCUGCUGAAGAAGGUGACGGACGAGGCGGACCGCAGCGCCAUCCAGGAGCCCAUGGCCGAGCUCAAGAUGCUCUGGGACAACCUGGACGAGAAGAUCAUCAACCGACAGCACAAGCUGGAGGGGGGGCUGCUGGCCCUGGGUCAGUUCCAGCACGCGCUGGACGAGCUGCUGGCCUGGAUGUCCCACACGGACGAGCUCCUGGGGGAGCAGAGGAAGGCCGGGGGGGACCCCAAGGCCAUCGAGAUCGAGCUCGCCAAGCACCACGUCCUGGAGAACGACGUGCUGGCCCACAAGACGACGGUGGAGACGGUGCAGCGGGCGGGCGGGGAGUUGGUUCAGUCCAGUGCGGGGGAGGAGGCCUCGGCGCUGCAGACCCGGCUGGACCACCUCAACCAGCGGUGGACCGUCAUCCUGGAGAGGACCGGCCUGAGGAGGCAGCAGCUGGAGAGCUCUCUGCUUCAGGCCCAGGGUUUCCAUGGCGAGAUCGAAGAUAUGCAGCAGUGGCUGAAAGACACGGAGCGUCAGCUGUUGGCAUCAAAGGCGGUGGGAGGCUUACCAGACACGGCUCGGGAACAGCUUAGCGUCCAUCUGGAGCUGUGUGCCGCCCUGGAGGCGAAGGAGGAGCUGUACGGCACGCUGGUCACCAAAGGUCAGCAGCUGCUGACCCUGACCCCCGAGGGUCUGGACAGCAACACGGAGCAGGACCUGGCCAACCUCCGGGACAAGUGGGAGGCCGUGCGGACCAAGGUGGCCGAGAGAAAGGUGAAACUGGAGGAAGCCCUGUCGGUGGCGACGGACUUCCACGACUCCCUGCAGGACUUCAUCAACUGGCUGACCCAGGCCGAGCAGACCCUCACCAUGGUGUCCCCCGCCUCGCUCAUCAUGGACACCGUCAUGUUCCAGAUCGACGAGCACAAGAUGUUCGUGACGGAGGUGAACGGCCACCGGGACCACAUCAUCGAGCUGGACAAGACGGGGACGCACCUCAAGUACUUCAGCCAGAAGCAGGACGUGGUGCUGAUCAAGAACCUGCUGGUCAGCGUGCAGGGCCGCUGGGAGAAGCUGCUGCAGCGCUCAGUGGAGCGCGGCCGCCUUCUGGACGACGCCCGCAAGAGAGCCAAGCAGUUCCACGAGACGUGGACCAAGCUGAUGGACUGGCUGGAGGAGUCGGAGAAGUCCCUGGACUCUGAGGUGGAGAUCGCCAACGACCCCGACCGCAUCAAGGCCCAGCUGGCCCAGCACAAGGAGUUCCAGAAGGCGGUGGGCAGCAAGCACGCGGUGUACGACACCACGGCGCGCACGGGCCGCGCGCUGAAGGACAAGACGGGCCUGAAGGACGACAAGCAGAAGCUGGACGACAUGCUGAGCGAGCUCCGGGACAAGUGGGACACCGUCUGCGGCAAGUCGGUGGAAAGGCAGAACAAGCUGGAGGAGGCGCUGCUGAUCUCAGGUCAGUUCACGGAGGCCCUGCAGGCGCUCAUCGACUGGCUGUACAAGGUGGAGCCCCAGAUGGCUGAGGACCAGCCGGUCCACGGGGACAUAGACCUGGUGCUCAACCUGAUCGACAACCACAAGGUGUUCCAGAAGGAGCUGGGCAAGCGCACGGUGAGCGUGGCGGCCCUGAAGCGUUCUGCGCGGGAGCUGCUGGACAGUAGCCAUGACGACCCCACCUGGGUGCGCGCCCAGAUGGGGGAGCUGGGCGGGCGUUGGGACACGGUGUGCACGCUGUCCGUGUCCAAGCAGAGCCGGCUGGAGCAGGCCCUCGGACAGGCGGAGGAGUUCCACUCUACCGUUCACAUUCUGCUGGAGUGGCUGGCUGAGGCCGAACAGAGCCUGCGUUUCCACGGCAGCCUGCCUGAUGACGAGGACGCCCUCCGCGCGCUGAUAGAGCAACACGAGGGCUUCAUGAAGAAGCUGGAGGAGAAGAGGGCGGCUCUGAACAAGGCCACCAGCCUGGGAGAGGACAUCCUGACCACCUGCCACCCGGACUCCAUCACCACCAUCAAGCACUGGAACACCAUCAUCAAGGCCCGCUUCGAAGAGGUCCAGGCCUGGGCGCGGCAGCACCAGCAGCGGCUGGCCACGGCGCUGGAGGAGCAGCGGGCCACGGCGGAGCUGCUGAAGGGGCUGCUGGGCUGGCUGCAGUGGGCCGAGAGCAGCCUGGACGCCAAGGACAAGGAGGCGCUGCCCCCGGAGCUGGAGGAGGUGAAGGGCCUCAUCGCCCAGCACCAGACCUUCAUGGAGGAAAUGACCAGGAAGCAACCAGAUGUUGACAUCAUCACCAAGACACACAAACGCAAGAAUGCUGCAGAGCCGGCCGUCCAGUCCCAGAUCCCCGUGCUGGAGAAGGGAAGACCAGGCCGGAAGCGCUCUCCCACGCAGGCCAUGUACCAGGCGGCCAGCCAGACGCCCCUCGAGACCAAGAACCCGCAGGUCAACCUGCUGGUCAGCAAGUGGCAGCAGGUGUGGCUGCUGGCGCUGGACCGCAGGAGGAAGCUGAACGACGCCCUGGACCGGCUGGAGGAGCUGAAGGAGUUUGACAACUUUGACUUUGACGUGUGGAGGAAGAAGUACAUGCGCUGGAUGAACCACAAGAAGUCGCGCGUCAUGGACUUCUUCAGGCGCAUCGACAAAGACCAGGACGGCAAGGUGACCCGCGAGGAGUUCAUCGAGGGCAUCCUCUCCUCCAGAUUCCCGACCAGUCGCCUGGAGAUGAGCGCGGUGGCGGACAUCUUCGACCGCGACGGCGACGGCUUCAUCGACUACUACGAGUUUGUGGCGGCGCUGCACCCCAACAAGGAGGCGUACAAACCGCUAACGGACGCCGACAAGAUCGAGGACGAGGUUACGCGUCAAGUGGCGAAAUGUAAAUGUCCUAAGAGAUUCCAAGUGGAACAAAUCGGAGCGAACAAAUAUCGGUUCUACCUUGGAAACCAGUUUGGUCUGGUUCACUGCUUACAUGACUCGGUAAUCGGCGAUGAGACACUAGCAAACAGGGAAAGUCAAAAUCUGUCCCCACACCUACACGUCAUGGAAAGCUGUAUCCUGUUCGGAGACUCCCAGCAGCUCCGUCUGGUGCGGAUCCUGCGCAGCACGGUGAUGGUGCGGGUGGGCGGCGGCUGGAUGGCCCUGGACGAGUUCCUGGUGAAGAACGACCCCUGCCGCGUGCAUCACCACGGCAGCAAAAUGCUGCGCUCGGAAUCAAACUCCUCCAUAACUCAGUCUCCUUUAGGUUGGCAAAUCUCAAACUUACUCACCGUGCUCCAUGACCCCAAUAGCGCUAAAGGACGCACCAACCUGGAGCUCCGGGAGAGGUUCAUCCUCCCCGAGGGGACCACCCAGAUCAUGGCCAGCUUCCGCUACCGCGGCCGUCGCUCGUCCAGGCCCUCGUCCCGCGCCGCCUCCCCCAACCGCUCCACCUCCAGCCACAGCUGCCCCGCGCCGGCCCCCAACGCCACCCCGGUCACCACGGUGACCAGCGGGACCCCCAAGAACUCCCAAGCCAUUGUCCGCAAUUACGAUAAGCCCUGGCUUGUCAACAGCAAGCCCUCGUCUCCUCUUAAGUCUUCAGACGGCUGUGGUAGCCCUGGCUCGUCGUCAGAGGGCACGCCAGUACAGGGCAGCAAACUACGUCUCCCAGGAUACCUUUCUGGGAAAGGCUUCCAGUCAGGCGAGGAGGGGACCUUGAUAAACAACGCUGUACUCAAGGCGCGCGCGCAGGCGAUGGGCGAGAGGAAGAACCCCAGCCAGCCAGGCAGUCGCGGCAGCAGCCGGCGAGGCAGCGACGCCUCCGACUUCGACAUCUCCGACAUCCAAUCGGUGUGCUCCGACGCCUCGGAGAACGUGGGCGAACACGGAAGACCCUCCCCCCGCGGCUCGGCCGCCCGUCAGCACGGCGGGAAGCCCUCCAAGAUCCCCACGCCCAAGCGGAGAGCCACGCCCACGAGCAAACUGGCCAAGGGAUCCAAGCGAUAGCUCCCGGCCUUGACCCCCCCCCCCCCCACCCACCUCACCCCUCGACCCUUGACCCCUCACCCCCCCCAACCACCACCCCUUCCAGGAAGCCGUUGGCUCCGAGCGGUGUGCAAUAGACACUGGAAAGAAAACACGAACUCAGAAAAAAAGAAGAAGACGAAGGACUGCGAAACGGUGUUAGUGUUAUUUAAAUUGCUGCAAAGAUGUAAAAUAUUCCAUUAAGAGGCGAUGUGGUUUUAAUUUUAACGUGCGAAUGGAAUGUCAAUGGCCUUGUGGAUGUGUCUUAAUGUAUUUUAUUUUUGUGAAUAAUGUCGAUUUUAGUUUUUACCGUUUUAAUUUUAUUAACGCUAAAACCUGUAGUGGUUUGAAAUACGACUUUUGAAAGAAAAAAAUCGUUGAACUGGGUGGGUGUAGCCUAACAGUUGUACUAAGCUAUCGAAUGGCAUAAUAACAUCAAGACUGUUCUCUGAGAGAGUUAAUGAAUGUACUGUUUAUUUAUUCGUGGUGAUUUUGCGGAAAAGGGUGUUUGCGUGAGACACACUAAUUAUGUAUUUAAAUUGCGAUGUUGUACUGCCAGCGCUGCAUAUUACAGGGCAAUCCAAUAUACCACAACAUACCACGGCGCACCCUGCAUAGGAAGAGCUCGAGUCGACGCAGGAAAACCUCUCCAAUCAUGUAGCUUGUAACUCCUAUUAAUCUCAGCCAAUGCUAAUCCGGUUUCAAUCGAUGGGUUCCCGCAUGGAGGCCUAUAGACUAUAGCCCUGUAGAGUAGCUCCUCGCAGCGCGUGGCCUUCUGUUUCCGCUCUGGUUCAGUAGAGAUGUCAUGGUUACUGUAACAUAUUUGUAAUAAACCACACGCCUGCUGAACGCUGA